CCGCGUGUGCUUUGCGGUUGCCUGUUUCCCGCGGCCCGCCGCCUUGCGCGGUUGUCAUGGAGAUGGACGCGGAGCCACGGCACUGCUGGCGCUUUGGGUCUUGGACCAGGAAUAGAGACCCCCCGAUUCCGCCACCCCUAGGGCGAGCCCCACAGGGUCCGGUCUUGCCUGUUCGCCCCCGUGAGGGUCCCCAGAGUCGCUGCGGACGGCGCUAGCAUGUCGGGCGAGGCGAGCGCGCCGGCCGUCUCCCCCAGGGCCCCGCGACCCGGGACCCAGAAGGCGUCCGGCACAGUGACCAAGAAAGGGGAUCGCGGGGCCAAGGAGAAGCCGGUGACCGUCCUGCCACCGGUGGGCGAGGAGGAGCCCAAAAACCCUGAGGAGUACCAGUGCACCGGGGUCCUUGAGACCGACUUCGCAGAGCUCUGCACGCGGUCGGGCUACACGGACUUCCCCAAAGUUGUCACUCGGCCCCGCCGCCCGCACCCGACCUUCGUCCCCUCCGCCUCUACGUCGGAAAAGACCCCCCUAGACGAUCCGCAGGUGUCGGGGUCCUGCAGCCUCAACAGCCUGGAGAGCAAAUAUGCGUUCUUCCGGCCCACCAUCCAGGUGGAGAUGGAGCCCGAGGACAAGGCUGUGAAGGAAAUGUACAUCCGCGGCUGGAAGGUUGAGGAGCGGAUCCUGGGUAUCUUCUCUAAAUGUCUGCCUCCCAUCAGCCAGCUGCAGGCCAUUAACUUCUGGAAGGUGGGGCUGACUGAUAAGACCCUGACUGCUUUGGUCUCCCUCCUGCCUCUCUGCUCCUCCACACUCAGGAAGGUGUCUCUGGAGGGGAACCCGCUGCCCGAGCAGUCAUAUCACAAGCUCAUGGCAUUGGACACCAGGAUCGCGCACUUGUCUCUGCGGAACAACAACAUCGACGACCACGGGGCGCAGCUUCUGGGCCAGGCUCUGUCCACGCUACAUAGCCACAACCGGACCCUGGUCUCGCUCAACCUGGGCUUCAACCACAUCAGGGACGAGGGCGCGGGCUACAUCGCGGACGGCCUCCGGCUGAACCGCUCCCUGCUCUGGCUGUCUCUGGCCCACAACCGCAUCCAGGACAACGGCGCCCUGAAGCUGGCCGAGGUCCUGCGCCCCUUCGAGUUGACGCACACCGAGGUGGUGGAGCGCCGGCGCCUCCUGCUGGAGAAAGGGACGCAGGAGCAAUCGCGAUCGCCUUCCUCCUCUCGACAUGGGGACUCCAAAGCGGAUCGUGAGAAGAUUCAGCCGAUAGGGGCCAGCAAUGUUGCAUUGGUGGACAAGGCAGACAAGAUGCAGACAAUGAAGACCCCUAAGGGCCUGGGCAAGAAAAAGGAGAAGUCAGGGGAAGUGGUGAAGAAAGAGGAGAAGUCAGGGUCCGGGCAGUCACCCACACAAGGAACCCCGAAGAAGGAAGACUCCACAAAGUCAGGCAAGGGGAAGGUCACUGUCCCUGAGCAGAAACCAAGCAAGGGAAAAGGGCCCAAGACUGGAAGCAGAGAGAAGGGCAGCAUCCUCUUGGAGUCAGAGCACCUAGGACAAAGCCUGGACUAUAGCCGGCCCUCAAAACAUCAGCUUGUUGCUGAAGCUAUGGAGAUGGUCAACCCUCUCCUGGAGCCUGUGGAGCACCGAGAUGGGAAAGUUUUCAUGCCUGGGAACAAGGUCCUUUUGCACCUCAACCUCCUCCGAAACCGCAUCACAGAGGUGGGGCUGCAGGGCUUCCUCACCACCGUGCAGUACCAGGCGCAGUUCUCCAAGGCCAAGAGUGCAUCCAAGGGCCCCAUGGGGCUGCUGUCUCUGUCCCUGGAGAAAAACUGCUUCUCCCCACAAUGUGCUGCGUACACCAUGAUCCAGGAGCUCAUGCUGCCAAGGGACCCCAUCAGUAAGGCCAAGCCCAGGGAGGAGGAGGCUUCCUCCUCCUAGCCCCUCCCACCUUCCUCCCGGAGACUCUGGGCCACAGAACCAUCUCCUGUCCAUGCAUGGGCUGACCUCCCUGGGGGAGAUCUCAGAUCAUUAACAAAUUCUACUGUUGUACUGUUUCCUUGAGGUUGUCUGAAAACUUUGUUCCAGUUGGAGCAGCCAACUGGAGCCUUUGAACUCUGAGUCUGUUCAUGUUACAUGGCCAGAAAUGGCCGAAUCGCUUUACAGUUCUGCUGGGGACCAUCUUAGCUCCUCCAGCAUCUGCCAGC
Messenger RNA from Ceratotherium simum simum (southern white rhinoceros), 2204 nucleotides. It is a transcript of the gene LRRC71, whose product is annotated as leucine rich repeat containing 71. Gene Ontology annotation, molecular function: protein binding. NCBI's taxonomy places the organism in Eukaryota, Metazoa, Chordata, Mammalia, Perissodactyla, Rhinocerotidae. The record is from RefSeq and is a predicted model, not a curated record.